Messenger RNA from Verruconis gallopava, 2112 nucleotides. RefSeq lists its product as uncharacterized. Gene Ontology annotation, molecular function: phosphatidate cytidylyltransferase activity. The transcript is spliced from 5 exons. The record is from RefSeq and is a predicted model, not a curated record. Gene Ontology annotation, cellular component: endoplasmic reticulum membrane. NCBI's taxonomy places the organism in Eukaryota, Fungi, Ascomycota, Dothideomycetes, Venturiales, Sympoventuriaceae. The coding region runs from base 294 to 1664 and encodes 456 amino acids.
CACCACAGAGGCUAAGCAACAUUUCCAACCUUCGUUGCGCUCGCGGAACAGUUUGCUCUUGCUCUAUCCGCCUCCUUCACUCCCUGGCCUUUGCUGAAAGUCUCUGGUACAGGCCUCCUGAAAGCAUAAAACUGGACUGCGCUCAAUCCUUGGUGCCUUCAGCCCUAUCCCCUUGUCCUCUGCCGCGUUGUCCGGCAGCUCCACCACUGACUGCCGUGAAAUCCAUUAUCCUGUCUGCGAAUCGGCUCUGCCUACUACCUUACCCUCUUCCCCGUUUUACAUCUGGAGCAAGCAUGGCAAAAGCACAGCGCGAUGUCAAAUUUCGACAUCGCAACAGUGGCUCCCAACCGCGGCCAAGAAGGCCAAGCCAAAGUGUGAGCGACAUCAGCGAAGGCGCGUCAUCGGAGCCCGGUAGCCCCACGCGCAAUGGCGUUAUUGUCGAGGAGAAACCUCAGGAAGUAUCGGAUUUUGAAAAGAAGAAGCAGACCUUCAUAACACGAACAAUAUGGACCUUUAUAAUGAUUGGGGGCUUUUUUCUUGCACUGUUUUCCGGUCAUAUCUAUGUCAUCAUGGUUGUUACUACUGCACAGGUCAUUUCAUUUAAAGAGGUGGUUUCGAUUAUCAACGUACCAAGCAGGUCGAGGAGCUUGCGCUUCACCAAAUCGCUAAACUGGUACUUCCUGGGCACUGCCAUGUACUACCUGUAUGGCGAAAGUGUGAUCUACUACUUCAAGCAUGUUCUUCUUGUGGAUCGCAUUCUUCUACCAUUUGCAACUCACCAUCGUUUCAUAAGCUUCAUGCUCUACAUCUUCGGCUUUAUAUUCUUCGUAGGUUCUCUACAGAAGGGCCACUACAAGUUCCAGUUUACGAUGUUUGCAUGGACACAUAUGGCGCUGUUUCUACUGGUUGUUCAAGCACAUUUCAUCAUGAACAACAUCUUUGAAGGAUUAAUAUGGUUCUUCAUUCCCGUGGCUUUAGUCAUAACCAACGACAUCUUCGCGUACAUUUGCGGCAUUACAUUUGGACGAACCCAGCUCAUUAAACUCUCGCCAAAGAAGACAGUAGAAGGUUUUGUCGGCGCGUGGAUCUUUACCAUCUUGUUUGGUUAUGGGUUGACAAACGUACUGAUGAGGUACAAGUACUUCAUCUGUCCUGUUAAUGACCUCGGCGCUAAUUUCUGGACUGGUCUUGAAUGCGAACCGAAUCCGGUUUUCCUUCCUCGUCCAUAUGUACUUCCCUUUAUCCCGCCCUCAUGGACCAGCAUUCCAUCCACAAUCACCAUAGCCCCCAUCCAAUUCCAUAUCCUGAUCCUCGCAACAUUCGCGUCCCUAAUUGCGCCGUUUGGUGGCUUCUUCGCCUCCGGUAUUAAGCGAACAUUCAAGAUCAAGGAUUUUGGUGAUUCCAUUCCUGGACAUGGCGGAAUGACAGACCGUAUGGACUGCCAAUUCAUCAUGGGAACUCUAGCAUACAUGUAUUAUCAAGGUUUCAUUGCCACACACAAGGCUAGCGUUGGUGCUGUUUUAGAAAUGGCUAUUACAGGCCUCACUGUGGACGAGCAGAUUGAGGUUGUAAAGAGCUUGAGCAAGUAUCUCGUUAAUCAGGGCGUUGUUCAUGAAGGAGUGCUUGAGUACUUGAACGGCCAGUUUAAAGUGCAAUCCAGAUAACUGAUGCCACGUCUUUAGCAUUAUCUAGAGCUGCUACGAUCUUAUAUAGCUCAUUGCAUUUCCAGUGACCUUCGUAGAAGCAUUGCUGUAACCUUCAAUAUUACAGAGGGUUCGCUGUACGAUACAUUCUUCAACAGGACGAUGCUUCAUCAUAUACGGUCUGGGAUAAUCUUCGGUGGAUGUAAUUAUACCCAUUCAAAUUUCUUUGACUUCGUCAAUUGUGAAAGAUGACUCGAGGUCUCGCUUACACUACAUAAUGCUCUGAAGAUGAUACAAAUCUCUAUAAGCUCCGAAUGCUGACAUGAGGUUGAGUGAUGAUUAUCUUUGUCUCGCGAUUCAGCUUUGUUGAAUCUUAUCUGUUACCUUCAGCUCUUAGCAUGCCAUGUCUUACAACAAUAAUACUUCCCAACAGCCUUUCGUUCUUGCUGAUUCUUCAUUUUUCACAUGC